Messenger RNA from Ceratitis capitata (Mediterranean fruit fly), 4240 nucleotides. Its product is annotated as beta-1,4-mannosyltransferase egh. The record is from RefSeq and is a predicted model, not a curated record. Gene Ontology annotation, molecular function: beta-1,4-mannosyltransferase activity. Bases 1186 to 2559 code for a protein of 457 amino acids. Gene Ontology annotation, cellular component: cytoplasm. The transcript is spliced from 3 exons. NCBI's taxonomy places the organism in Eukaryota, Metazoa, Arthropoda, Insecta, Diptera, Tephritidae.
CAACAAUAACAGCAACAGCAGCAAAAUAAAAGCAAAAAACGUUUGGCAAAAUAUUUCACCGAAAUUUUCCAAUUCAAUGCGUAUAGUAUAUAUGUUUAUGUAUAUGUAUAUGUAUACAUAUAUUGGCUAACCUUUGCAACGACCACCGGCGGCACAAAUCGACGAGAUAAGCACAGGCGAGACGCGAUGAAAUUCUAGCAACAAAAAUAAGAAUAUGCACAAUAUUAUCUUGUGCACAACGACAUACAUACAUAUAUGCAUACAAACAUACAAAAUAAUAUAAAAAGCCAAAACAACAAAAGCGCAAAUAUCAAAUGUUAAAAAGUAAAAAUAUUUCGACUCAAAAUCAAAUGCAUCAACGCGCUAGUAAUUAGAGUUCACCACCAACAAUUAGAUUUGUAAGCUAAAUUACAUGCAAUACAUACAUACACACAUACAUACGUACAUAUGAACUAAGUAAAAGCGAAAAUUUUGCACAGAAGCAGCGCGAAUGUGACGUGAUUUCUUCGUUUGGUCAGCAAACAAAAAUUAUCAGCAGGCACAAAUUAAAGAAAAAACAAAAUCUAUAUAUAAAAUAAAUAAUAAUAAUAAAAAACGAAGUAAAAAAAAUGCAACAUUUCUUUCUGCUAAAGAAAAUAACUGCAAAUAAUUUGUACUAACAAAAAAAAAACAAAAAUCUACACAAUUUACGCACGUAACGAUCGCACCAAAAAGAUAAAAAAAAAAAAAUAACAAGCAAAAAGCAAAAAGAAACAAAAUAAAACUAAGUAAAUAGAAAGAAAGAAGAUAAACACACAAACAAAGGAGAGAAAUUCAAAAAAUAAAAGUACUUCAACGUCUGAUAUUUAUAUCUUAACUGCAAGCACUGCAAACUUAAGCGAACAUAACUUAAAUCCCUAACCAAAUAAGCUAAGUAAAGCCAAGUCAGUCAACAACACAACAACAACAACAAUAGAUUACUAACAAGCACUUUUGCUCUUAACAAAGCGCGAUCAUACACAUUAGCAUAUAGCGAACAGCCUACAGAUCCGUCUCAACUACAAACAGCAAAAAAAAAUUUAAAAAAUUAAAAAGAAAAAAUAGAAAUAGAAAAAACAAAAUUAAUAAUAAAAAUUGAACAAAUCUCAACUUUAGCAAUAAACGCAGCGCCAGCAGCAGCAGCAGCAUCACCAAAAAUUUAACAUUAUGAAUUCAAGCACAAAACACCUGCUGCACUGCACCCUCCUUAUCAUUGUGAUAAUAACAUUUGAAGUAUUCUCCGGUGGUAUUAAAAUUGACGAGAACUCUUUUACACUUGUCGAUCCAUGGACUGAGUACGGCCAAGUGGCCGCUGUACUUUUGUACUUACUACGUUUUCUAACUUUCCUCACGCUGCCGCAGGUCUUAUUCAAUUUUUGCGGUCUCGUCUUCUACAAUGCCUUUCCCGAGAAGGUGGUGCUUAAGGGUAGCCCCAUAUUGGCGCCAUUCAUUUGUAUACGCGUUGUGACACGCGGUGAUUUUGCCGAUCUGGUUAAGACAAAUGUAUUGCGUAAUAUGAAUACAUGCCUGGAUACGGGUUUGGAGAAUUUUCUAAUUGAAGUUGUCACAGAUAAACCAGUUAAUUUAGCACAACAUCGUCGUAUACGGGAAAUAGUCGUGCCAAAGGAAUAUAAAACACGUACCGGUGCAUUGUUUAAGUCACGUGCUCUACAAUAUUGUCUGGAGGAUGAUGUGAAUGUGUUGAAUGACAAUGAUUGGGUCGUACAUUUGGAUGAGGAGACAUUGUUGACGGAGAAUUCUGUACGUGGUAUUAUCAAUUUCGUUUUGGAUGGUAAACAUCCAUUCGGUCAGGGUCUCAUCACGUAUGCCAAUGAGAAUGUGGUUAAUUGGCUAACCACAUUGGCGGAUAGUUUUCGUGUGUCGGAUGAUAUGGGUAAAUUGCGUUUGCAAUUUAAAUUGUUUCACAAGCCGUUGUUCAGCUGGAAGGGCAGCUAUGUUGUAACGCAGGUCGGUGCUGAACGUCAAGUGUCCUUCGAUAAUGGCAUCGACGGCUCCGUAGCCGAGGAUUGUUUCUUUGCAAUGCGCGCCUUCUCACAGGGUUACACUUUCAAUUUCAUCGAAGGUGAAAUGUACGAGAAAUCACCAUUCACACUACUCGAUUUCCUACAGCAACGCAAACGUUGGCUCCAAGGCAUACUAUUGGUGGUGCACUCAAAAAUCAUACCACUCAAACAUAAACUCUUACUGGGCAUAAGCGUCUAUUCGUGGGUCACCAUGCCACUCUCAACAUCGAAUAUUAUUUUUGCCGGCCUCUAUCCGAUACCAUGUCCGAAUUUAGUAGAUUUCGUUUGUGCUUUCAUAGCUGCCGUCAACAUUUAUAUGUAUGUCUUUGGUGUGAUAAAAUCAUUUUCACUCUAUCGUUUUGGGCUAUUGAAAUUUAUGGCCUGUGUGUUGGGCGCCGUUUGUACCAUACCGGUGAAUGUGGUUAUUGAAAAUAUCGCUGUCAUUUGGGGUCUAUUCGGCAAAAAGCAUAAAUUCUAUGUGGUGCAAAAGGAUGUGAGAGCAAUGGAGACAGUGUGAGCGGCAUGCAAUGGAGCAGAGCUACUGCAGCAUAUUUGUGUAAAAUUUAUUUGGGCAAACGGCAUGCGAGCGUAAAGAAUGUGCUCUUCGGUGCAAAUAGCCUAUCACAAACUACAGCUACCAAAAAAUUACAAAAACAAAAACAUAACAGUUACUUUGUGGUGCGAUACUCAACUAUACAAGCGACCUUUGCUUUCAUGAUUGCCGCCAACGCCCAAUUAGUCAAUGUCACCCCCAAAGCUUAGACACGCCGCCGCCUGUAUCGCUGUUGCUGCUACUGCUACUGGUCACCAAAGCGAGACACUAUCUCCUGCGCACUAUUCACCUUUUGUUAUUGCAUACAUAUGUAUAUUCUAAUUAAAAUAUUUAAUAAAUGCGAGUUCACGCACAUACGCCACCACGACCGCUAACACCACCCAUUCGCACACUCUUCAUAAACACAAAACAGCGCCAAUACAAGACAAGGCACACGCGUACAGCACAAAUCCAUUUACACAAUUAGUUUUCACUAACACACACACACACACACACAUAUGUAGCAUAUAGAAAAAGAAAAAUCAUUAUAGUUUAUAUUGAUUAGUAUAUACAUAAAUAUAUGUAUGUAUGUACAUAUGUAUAUCAUACAUUUACAAAAGUAAUUAGGUCGAAAUUUGUUUAAUAUAUUUAAUAUUAUUGUAAAUUAAAUACUUAGUGCAAACGGUUAUUACAACAAUUGCAAUUGUAUAAUGACUAAGAAGUAAAAUGUUGAUUCCGUUGAUGAUUAAUAGUGAAUUAAUUUUGUUAAACAAUUCAUGCAAAUACCGCUUAAUAGUUACGCAUUACACACAAAUAAGUACAUAAAGAAACUUGCAACAAAUAAUUCUUAUUGAAAAAAAUAAAAUAAAAUAAAUUAAAAAUCAAUUUGAAAGACUCAUCAAAAUGUAAAGUAGUAAGAACUAUAUAAAACAAAAAAAAAAAAACAAAAAAAACAGAACAAUUCAAUCAAAUUAACCUUUAGUGUAACUUUAUGCAAUACAUAUAUUUAUUGACUUCUUAUGUUGGUUCAGACAACUCGCUGAAAUCAUUUCCUUUAUACUCACUACUAUUACAAGUGCGCUUCAAUUGGUUGCUUCCUUGAAAUUUUCGUCUGGCUCCAAUUACAACCCGCUUCCCGCACAUUUCCUUACUUUCAUAAGCCUACUGCAAUAUACAACAUACAUAUAUAUUUUUUGUACAAUAAAAGCUAAUUCAAUACCUACAUACCUAAAGCUUGUGAGAUUCUUCGUUUAAACUCGGCUCUGUUGUAAAUUUAUUUUCCGCUAUUUUCUAUUUACUUAAGCAUUAGUUUAUAUUUAUUUAAAAUGUAUCAUUAAAAUUCUCUUAAGUUGAAAUACGUAUUGGAUAAAAAAUAAGUAAUAAAUAAAAUCAGCAAAAACAAGUGAAAAAGGAUUUCCCUUAAAAAAAUUUGUUGCAAGUUUUUAAAAAAUAAAACAAAAAUAACAAAUUACACAAUUAAAGCUUUACCAAGUUGGUUAAUAAGUUAUGCACAUAUUAUUUUCUACAUAUAUAUUUUCCUUUUUUUUAUACAUAGUAACAUAUAUACAAUCUUUUUUAUUAUCAUUUUUUGUUUAUAUACUCCAUCAUUGUCGUAUUAGUUGUAAGUGUAAAAGAUAAAACGCAAAAAAAAAAUCAAAUAAAAAAU